UGAAGUUCAUAAGAAAAAAAACUCUUCAUUUCUUAACUGCAAAGCAUCCUUAACUAUAUAAACACAAAAAUACUCCAACCAAAUCCAACAUCUUCUACCACUUAAUAACGUUCUAGCAAUCGUUUGGAUCAACAAUUCAAUUUGAAACCACCAAAUUUCUAAUAUGGAACAAACUCUCUCCCUUGAAAUUGAGCAUGACUUUGUUCAAAACAGUGAAAGAGUGAAAUCUGUUGAUAUGCAUCCAACUGAGCCAUGGGUUCUUCUAGGUUUAUAUUCAGGAACUAUUUCUAUAUGGAACUAUCAAACAAAGGUUGAAGAGAAGUCUCUCAAAAUUAGUGAAUCACCAGUGAGAUCUGCAAAGUUUAUUGUUCGUGAAAAUUGGAUAAUCGCAGCGACGGACGACAAAUAUAUUCGCGUCUACAAUUACGAAAAAAUGGAAAAGAUAAUAGAAUUUGAAGGACAUAAAGAUUAUAUAAGGAGUUUGGAUAUACAUCCUUUUCUGCCAUAUGUGGUGUCAGCUUCUGAUGAUCAAGUUUUGAAAUUGUGGAAUUGGAAGAAAGGUUGGUCUUGUGAUGAGACUUUUGAAGGUCACACACAUUAUGUAAUGCAAGUGGCAUUUAACCCUAAAGAUCCAUCAACCUUUGCUAGUACAUCUCUAGAUGGAACUCUAAAGAUUUGGACUAUUGAUUCUUCAACUCCAAAUUUCACCUUUGAAGGACACUCGAAAGGAGUUAAUUGUGUUGAUUAUUUUGAGAAUAAUGAAAAGCAAUAUCUUUUAAGUGGUUCUGAUGAUUACACUGCCAAGAUAUGGAAUUAUGAUUCUAAAGAAUGCAUAAAAACACUUGAAGGACACAAAAACAAUGUUACAGCAAUAUGUGCUCAUCCUGAGAUUCCUAUAAUAGUUACAGCUUCAGAGGAUUUUACUGUUAAAAUAUGGAAUGAUGCCACAUUCAGGCUUGAAACUUCAUUGGAUUUUGGUCUUGAGAGAGUAUGGAGUAUUGGAUACAAAAAAGGAUCAUCUCAACUUGCUUUUGGUUGUGACAAAGGAUUUAUCAUCGUUACUGUGAAUCUUGCAAAUUUUCAAGUGAAACAAGAUUAAACAAGCAAACAAAGAUGUGCCAUUUGAACUUGAAAGCAUACUAGAAUAUAACUCAUGUUGUUCAAUAUAACUUAUAAAGAGUGUCUUAAAUUUUGUUGUUUAUGUUAGUUCCUCUAGUAAUAAUGAUCAACAUCUAGUUAUGUGUUCUAGAUACAAAUAAAUAACAUGUUAUUGUCAUACCUUUUAUUCACCAUAUAUUGUGACUAUUUUGAUGUA
This is a messenger RNA of Lathyrus oleraceus (garden pea), 1315 nucleotides long. RefSeq names its product coatomer subunit beta'-2. Gene Ontology annotation, cellular component: COPI vesicle coat. The record is from RefSeq and is a predicted model, not a curated record. Lineage: Eukaryota; Viridiplantae; Streptophyta; Magnoliopsida; Fabales; Fabaceae. The transcript is spliced from 10 exons. Gene Ontology annotation, molecular function: protein binding. Bases 164 to 1099 code for a protein of 311 amino acids. Gene Ontology annotation, biological process: intra-Golgi vesicle-mediated transport; retrograde vesicle-mediated transport, Golgi to endoplasmic reticulum; intracellular protein transport.